AUUCACGCUAAUUUGUGUGCUGUUACUUAUUAGCGUGGCGUCUCGCUUUGUGCAGAGCGCGAAGAAGGCUGUCCCACUUCCACCAGGCCCUGACGAAAGCUGGUUUGAACCUGGGCCGAAGGCGCCUAUGAAAUAUGCGGAGAUGGCGAAGACAUAUGGUCCCGUGUUCUCGUACAAGCGAGGUAACCAGGUCGUGUGCAUUAUCAACAGCUACAAGGAUGCGGUAGAGAUCAUGCAGAAGCAUGGCGCGGACCUCGCUGGCCGCCCUGAGCACAUUGCUGCCGACUUUCUCUCAGGCGGCAUGGGCGCGUUGCUCGUUGAUGCAGGGGAGAGGCUGAGGAGGCUGAGGAGAGCGCUGCACUCACAUCUGCAGCCUACAGCCGCCGUGCAGCACAAACCUAUCCAAUUCAAGUGCGCGCUGGAUCUCAUCCUGGAUGCCCUCCACGACCCCGAGGACCACAUUAAUCACACAAAACGCUUCGCCGCGAGCCUGAUCCUGACGAUGACGUACGGCAAGACGACGCCGACGAAGUACAGCGACCCCGAAGCAGUGGAGAUCAAUGUGCACACGACGCGCCUCGGAAAAGUCGUGCCCGCGGGUCAGCACAUCGUGGACCGGUACCCUUUACUCAGGCACGUGCCAUUCGCGACGGCAACACUCCGUAGGUGGCACGAGGAGGAGCUUGCGCUGUAUACGAGGAUGAUCGAAGGCGUAAGGGCGCAGAUUAGCGAGCACAAGGCACAGCCCUCAUUCGCCACCUAUCUUUUGGAGCACCAAGAGGAAUAUGGACUGUCGGACGACGAACUGGCGUACCUAACUGGGUCGAUGUUCGCGGCCGGGUCAGAUUCUACCGCAACCGCGAUCUCCUUCGUGAUUUUAGCGGCAGCAUCUCAUCCCGAAAUCCAAGCAGAAGUACAGGCGCAGCUAGAUAGUGUAGUUGGCAAAGACCGAGUUCCUACGUUCGACGACGAGAAGCUAUUGCCGCUAGUGGUUGCUUUUUACCUUGAGACCUUCCGUUGGAGGCCAAUCAGCUUGGGAGGGGUCGCACAUCGUGCCACUAGUGAUAUCGUUUGGAACCAGUAUGUCAUUCCUGUGGAUGCUGCAGUUUUUGGAAACCACUGGGCCAUUGGGCACGAUCCAGAUGUCUUCCCAGACCCGGACGAGUUCAGACCAAGUCGGUGGUUGGAUACGACAGGCAAUGUCCGUGAAGAUAUCAGUUCAUUCACAUACGGCUUUGGCAGGAGGGUAUGCAUAGGGCAACACGUGGCCAGCAACUCGGUAUUCAUCAAUACAGCUCUGCUAUUAUGGGCCUUCGACAUCCGCGAGGAUCCUGCGGCGCCGAUCGAUACGAUGGGUUUUACAGACUCGGGUACGGUACGCGUACUGCCGUUCCGAGUGAAAUUUUCGCCAAGGAUUGAGCACCUGGAGGAUAUCAUAGAGGCGUCCAGACCGUAAGAAGUAUGCUCCUUUGCGCAACACAGGCUACCUCCGUGGUAGUGUGUGGUCUCUGGUACAGUCUCUGCGAACGAACGUCGGAGCUGGCAAGGAUGGUUCUAGCUUAGAAUAAAGAGAAUGGUGACCCAGGGAAAUAGAAAGUCUG
Phanerochaete carnosa HHB-10118-sp is the source of this 1601-nucleotide messenger RNA. RefSeq lists its product as uncharacterized. Gene Ontology annotation, molecular function: oxidoreductase activity, acting on paired donors, with incorporation or reduction of molecular oxygen; monooxygenase activity; iron ion binding. The transcript is spliced from 14 exons. Lineage: Eukaryota; Fungi; Basidiomycota; Agaricomycetes; Polyporales; Phanerochaetaceae. Bases 143 to 1456 code for a protein of 437 amino acids. The record is from RefSeq and is a predicted model, not a curated record.